ACUUUUCUAAAGUUCUAACAAAUGUUCUCAGUUAAUUAUUUUGAAAAUUUAAACAAGGCAGUUUUAACCUUACUGUAGGACUCAACUCUAAAUACUGUUAGACCUUCUAACUUUAUUUUUUUUUAAAGUAAUUUUAAAAGCUCAACCACCAAAAAAGAAAUCUGACUUUAAAACUUAUUUUUACUCCGAGAUCAUUCUGAGGUUAAAAACUUUUUUAAAGUAAUAAGAUAUAGUUUAAUACCUAUGAUACUGUUUUUGAAAUCAAAGAUUUGCAUAGCUACAGUAUAUAGGGAAGCACUGGCAUCUAACAUUGAUUUGGAGAAAAAAUAAGGUUAAUCUUGAAAAAAUAAUGCCUAUAACGUUACAUAAAUCCUAAUUGGAAAUAAAAUCAGUUAACAAAUAAGCAUGUGUCCUAUACUGUGCCUAAACUCCUGCGACAUUGGUGUCUCAUAUUUUAUAACAGUCAGUGCAGUUUGGGAAAUAAAUCAAUAAAAUCUGUAGCUAUGUGUGUGAAAAAAGAAUUCAGGUGUAACCCCCUUUGUAAUCGUUAACAUUUUCAUAAGCAACUGUAAUUUAAUGACAGUUUUUUUUUACCCAGUGACUGUAACAGAUUACAGUUAAAUGUAUUUUGUAGUUCCAUUACAUGCAACAGGUUACUCCCCAACACUGACGGCGAUGUCUAUGAAUGUUUUUAAAAUUCCAGUCUUUUCUCAUUUGCUGAACAAAUCCUUCUACAACAAAUAUGCUUGACAAAACUACUAACUACAUAAUUACAAAUAUGAUUCGAGUAGUUCUUUCUUCAUCUCAGACUGUCAGCUUUUAUUAAAGCCGUUCUGUUAAGUUCUCAAACCAAACCAGGACCCCUGCGCGUGCUCACUGCACAUCCUGAAAAAAACUACAACAAUCCUUUCCAAGUUACAGGCAUCAGUCUGUCCUGCUGGUAACAGGCUGAAUAACGUUACACCGGACAGGGAACAAGCUAGCGGCUGCGUUGGGCCAGUCUUUUCUGCCAAGCAGAAAGCAGUGAUCGUGCUAAAAGCAGAGGUUAGACCUGGCCAAGCAGAGUCACAGCAUGAUUCGCAUCUCCCGUGGGUGUUCGACAAAGAGAACGGCGAAAUAAUCACUGCUCACUGCGACUGCAAAUCCGGAUUUUAAUUUUUUGUUGAGCCGUGCCACCAUGUUAGUGCCCAUCUUCACCCUUAAACUGAACCAUAAAAUUAACCCUCGCAUGGUUGCCAUUGGAAAAUAUGAUGGGAUACACCCAUGCCUCACAGCCGCCACGCAAGCAGGGAAGGUUUUUAUCCAUAACCCUCACACUCGAGGCCAGAGGCCAGCAGCCCAGCGGCUGAGUCAGAGUACCCAGGACUCAGAUAUCUCACUCCUCAAUAUCAACCAGGCUGUGAGCUGUCUGACGGCUGGUACUCUGGGGCCCAAAACCACAGGACACACGCUACUCGUUGGCUCUCAAACCAACCUGUUGGCCUACGACGUUCAUGACAACACUGACAUCUUCUACAAGGAGGUGACUGAUGGGGCCAAUGCCAUUGUUCUGGGAAAACUAGGAGAUAUCCAGUCCCCCCUCGCCAUCAUUGGAGGAAAUUGUGCUCUGCAAGGUUUUGACUUUGAGGGAAAUGACCAGUUCUGGACAGUCACUGGGGAUAAUGUGCGAUCACUUGUGCUUUGUGACUUCACUGCAGACGGCAAGAAUGAACUUCUUGUUGGUUCAGAGGACUUUGACAUCAGGGUGUUUAGAGAGGACGAACUAGUGACUGAAAUGGCAGAAAAUGAGACAGUCACGUCCCUUUGUCACAUGCACGGCAGCAGGUUUGGUUAUGCUCUGGCCAAUGGGACAGUCGGAGUGUAUGACCGCACUGCCCGCUACUGGAGGAUCAAGUCUAAAAAUCACGCUAUGAGUAUCCAUGCCUUCGAUCUUAACGCUGAUGGUGUUGUUGAGCUCAUUACUGGGUGGUCCAAUGGAAAGAUUGAUGCUCGCAGUGAUCGCACUGGUGAGGUGAUCUUCAAGGAUAAUUUCUCAUCCUCUGUGGCUGGGGUUGUUGAGGGAGACUACCGCAUGGAUGGACAGAUCCAGCUUAUAUGCACCUCUGUGGAGGGCGAAGUACGUGGCUAUCUGCCUGCAAGUAAGGAGAUGAAGGGAAACCUAAUGGAUGCAAGUGUAGAACAAGACCUGAUCAGGGAGCUGAGCCAACGUAAACAGAACUUGAUGCUGGAAUUACGAAACUAUGAGGAAAAUGCUAAGGCUCUUCCUGGUGUUUCUGAGGGGGAAUCUAAGAUGGGAGUAAUUCCAGCCAACACGCAGCUCCAGACAGCCUUGUCUGUACGAAGAGCUACAGAGAGCCAGAGAGCACACAUAGAGCUCAACAUCUCCACUCCAAAUGAAACCAUCAUUAGGGCCGUGCUGAUAUUUGCUGAAGGGAUUUUUGAAGGCGAGAGUCAUGUGGUUCAUCCAAGUGCUCAAAAUCUCUCCGGCUGUGUCCGUGUCCCCAUCAUUCCUCCAAAAGACAUUCCAGUGGACCUUCACAUUAAAGCCUUUGUGGGAGGGAAGACAAGUACACAGUUCCACGUGUUUGAGAUCACACGUCAGCUGCCUCGCUUCUCUAUGUAUGACCUUAACGUUGACCCCUCAGCCGUGCAACCCACAGGAAAAGUCACAUUCAGUAUCAAUGACAGACCACAGAGGGUGGUUAUGUGGCUAAACCAGAACUUUCUGCUGGCCGAGGGCAUAGACAGUCCAGAUAUUAUAUUCACUGCACUACGUGGAGGAGGUCUACUGAAAAUCAACAUGCAGCCUAGUGGAGAGAUCACCCUGAGAACAGAUGACAUUGAUCUUGCAGGAGAUCUGGUCCAGUCGCUUGCCUCUUUUCUGGCUAUAGAAGACUUACAGGCUGAUGCUGACUUUCCUAUCUACUUCAAAGAGCUACGUGCCACUCUCAUUGAGGUGGAUGAGUUUCACUCGGUGCAUCAAAAGCUCACAGCAGCAAUGGCAGAUCAUUCCAACUACAUAAGAAACAUGCUGGUGCAGGCAGAAGAUGCCAGACUCAUGGGUGAUUGGAGAAACAUGAAGAAACGCUACAUUGAGCUUUAUGACCUCAACAGAGAUCUGAUUAAUGAAUAUAAAAUCAGAUCUAAUAAUCACAACGCCCUUCUUGCCCGACUAAAAUCAGUUAACCAGGCCAUACAAAGGGCAGGGAGACUGAGAGUGGGAAAACCCAAAACUCAGGUUAUCGCUGCCUGUCGGGAUGCCAUCAAGAACAACAACAUCAAUGCUCUUUUCAAGAUCAUGAAAGCAGGGACUGCCUCGUCCUGAGAAAAUGACCUUCAAGCACAAAAGUCUGGAAUAUCAGACCACAGAGACCUCAAAACUGUCUUGACGUGCCCAGUAUCCUUGUGGGAAAUGAAAAAGGACUGCAUGAGGGGAUAUAUUUGGAUUCCAGCCCUCAUCUAACAGCAGUUUUGUGUUAAAGGAAAAUAACUGGCCUGGUCUGUCAGUACUGUAUAAUCUUAAAUUGAUAGCCAAAAAUACUGUAAUUUGUGUACCAAGGCAGUGUGUGUGUGUGGGUAAAACUUGCUUGCUAUUUUAUCUGUAUACAAGCAACUUCUGAAUUAAAUUAUUAUAUAAAUGUG
This is a messenger RNA of Carassius gibelio (silver crucian carp), 3642 nucleotides long. RefSeq names its product Bardet-Biedl syndrome 2 (gene bbs2). Lineage: Eukaryota; Metazoa; Chordata; Actinopteri; Cypriniformes; Cyprinidae. The transcript has 19 exons. Gene Ontology annotation, cellular component: membrane; neuron projection; ciliary basal body. Bases 1178 to 3325 code for a protein of 715 amino acids. Gene Ontology annotation, molecular function: protein binding. The record is from RefSeq and is a predicted model, not a curated record. Gene Ontology annotation, biological process: non-motile cilium assembly.